This is a messenger RNA of Fundulus heteroclitus (mummichog), 2640 nucleotides long. RefSeq lists its product as uncharacterized. The transcript is spliced from 8 exons. Bases 145 to 1440 code for a protein of 431 amino acids. The record is from RefSeq and is a predicted model, not a curated record. Lineage: Eukaryota; Metazoa; Chordata; Actinopteri; Cyprinodontiformes; Fundulidae. Gene Ontology annotation, biological process: DNA integration. Gene Ontology annotation, molecular function: nucleic acid binding.
CCGUGUUGUUCUGCUGCAGCUGUGGUGGUCUCUUCACAGCGUCUAUGGUCGCGCAGUCCGUCCCCCGGAGUGGAGCUCUCUGCAGCUGCUGAGCAUGCCGGCUGGCCCAUUUCUGCUCACCGAGGUGCGCCGUCGCCGUGUGACAUGCUGAGCGUGGACUCGUUGCAGGUGGCUGAGGAGGAGGUGGUGGAGUCCAGCUCCAACAAACUGUCCGACAUUUACACCUUCGUGGCCAAAGGCAGCCUCCCUCAGACGAUGACUCCUUUGCAGAAGAAGAACUUCAAAAGAUACGCUCAGAAAUUCAUCUUUGACGAGGGAAAGCUGUACUACGUGGGACCCAAGAAGGACGAGAAAAGGGAGGUGGUGAUCGAGGCGGGGAGGAAGAGGCAGAUCUUCCUCGACUGCCACUUCAAUGACAUCGGCCACCACCUGGGCCAGAAGAAGACGGUGCACCGGAUCCAGAGCCGGUACUACUGGCUGGGCAUCAUCAGGGACGUGGUGGACUGGAUCAAGCUGUGUGAGACCUGUCAGCAAACCGAGAGGAGCAAGAACCUGGCCAGGACUGUUCGGCCCAUUAAGGUGGACGCCCCCUGGGAUAUCGUCGGGAUUGAUUUCCUAGGGCCUUUCACAGAAACCCAGCACGGCAACACAAGCGUGGUCCUGUUCAUCGACUACUUCAGCAAAUGGCCGGAGGCUUUCCCCGUGCCAGCCGCAGACCCCCUGUCCGUGGCCAGGUGUGUCUCUACGUGCAUCUACAGGUUCGGAGCCCCUAAAACAAUAGUGUGCGCACAGAAUCCUGAGUUCUGUGAGGAGGUGUCCAGGGUGCUGUGUGAGAGGUGGAGCUUGGCGCAGAGGGUGUCUCCUCUGGAUCAGCCUCAGCUCAACCCCCUGCACGACAGCACGGGCCCCCUGCUGAAGGAGGCGGUGGCGCAGAUGGUGGUGGAGAAGCAGGCGGACUGGGACGACUUUCUGGACCCGGUGCUCUUCCUCUUCCGGACCUCCGUCAACCCGACGACCAAGUUCACUCCCUAUUCGCUCAUGUUCAGCAGGGAGGCCAGUUUACCCAGCGAGCCCACGCUGACCCUGCUGCAUUACGACGACCCAGAGCAGGAUGGCUGUAAAGAGAAAGCGUCUACGUAUAUGGACAUAAUGCACGAGCAACAGAAUGCUGUUAAGCAGCUGGUAAUAGCCAACAUGAACGCAGCCUACAAGCAAGAGAAGAAGAAGAACGCCAAACGCAGGACGCAGAACACGUCGCCUGCUACUUUAAGUAUCACGGAGCCGCUGUUUGCUGCAGUGGACACUCCCUCUGCCAAAAAAGUCAAAGAGAGCUUGUAUUUGUCGUUUCCUGUGGAGACGGUGCUGGCCACCGAGGCUAACAGUUCUGAGGACGCAAAGACUGAGCUGCCAUACCGCUUGGCUGAGCCUGACGUCCACUGAGGAUGAUGACUAAACGGAGUGUUAUGCCAUCAGAGCCAUGGACAAAAUUCAGAUUGAAUUGGAAGCUAAAUAAGUUUUACAGGCACCAAGGAUCCGCCCCCUCAGCAGGGUUCCAUCAGUGCUGCAAAAGCUUUGCUCCAACAGACAAUCGGUCAGUUCUACUUCUUCCUGGGGCUCUCGUAGAGGGUGGCUAGCCAGCCACCCCUGCGAGCCACAUGGGACUCAGACACAUGGGGCCUCACGGGGCCUGAAAGACCCACAAGCGGAGUAAAAAUGUGCCUUUCUGAAACUCAGUUCCUGCUGUUUCAUUGGUACAGCAAUGGGGAAAUUCACAUCCCCUGUGGAGCGUAGGACCUGACUGGAAUCGGAGAAACUGCUAGAAAGAAGCUAAGUUGCAGUCUCACUUCUGCGCAUCCAGCCGCUGAAGUAAAGAAUGCCGAAACAGCUUUGUUUCGGCAUUCUUUCCUGUGACAGCUUCUCAAUCAGCUGUCACAGGAAAAGCUGAUUCGAGACGACGCGGAUCGGUCGCUUCCCUCACCAGACAAGCUGAGAGCUCAGAGACUGCAUGGAGGAUGUCGAACCGCCCUACCCUGCACCCCGACCACGUUUCAGCUAGCUCAUAGCCGCUAACCCGCAGCUGAAAUAACCGUUUCCUGCACCACUGCUCUUCCUUGGAUGGCCAAAGUGAACCAAACUCACACCGAGGCACCGACAGGUUUGGCAGAGAACCAAACAGGGAAAGUUAAAUGGUUUAUUUGGAAGUUUUUGGUUACAUUGUGUUUUUAGAACACAUUGAGCUGACCGACAUAGCUUCCGUUAGCAUUUUGAUACCACGCCAUUGCUGAUGUAAUUCGACUGUGUUUUUAUGGUUAUAACAAACAUUAUCUCCACAAGGGUUUUAUACACUGAUGGGAUAUUGAUGUUUGCGUUAUCCGGUCUACUCAUUACAACUAAAAUAAGCUGAAGCAUCUUAAAGUUAGCGCUGAAGGUCCGCUAGCCUAAAUGCUAUUAGCCUCCGGUAACAUCCGGUCUCCAGAUAUUCAACUACAGCUCGUUUCAAGCAUAAGGUUUGUUCGAUUCGCUCCACCAUCGUUCAAUAGUGCUGUGAGCGUUAUUGCCGCAUUAAUAUGGAAUAUUAAUGUCGAUUUUUAAAGGCCUUUUAACUUUAGGAUUAGCCGAUCUUAGCGACCGAUCGCUACA